GACAGCUCUAUUGUUUCUCUACACUCUCCACCUAGCUCUUGUGCACUGACAAAAAAUAACUGCCAAUAGCUCUUGGAAAUCUGCCUGCCUUGGCACAAUUGAGCUUUACACUAUUCAAUCUGAUAACAAUUUUAUUUUUGAAAAACUACAAAAACAGAGUGUCUGUAGGUGCAAGAUGUACAGCUUUAUGGGAGGUGGAUUGUUUUGUGCGGGAAUAGGAAACAUACUCCUGGUAAUCUCCACUGCCACUGACUACUGGAUUCAGUACCGCCAGUCCAGCAGUUACAUGCAUCAGGGCCUGUGGCGCUACUGUGUUCCAGGGAAAUGCAUGACACACACAGACAGCAUUGCGUACUGGGAUGCCACCCGGGCCUUCAUGAUCCUGGCCAUCCUAGCUUGUUUCUUUGGCAUCAUCAUCGGUGUCAUGGCUUUCAUCAAUUACUCCUCCUUUGAUAGCUUUGACAAAACCUUUGCUGCGGGAAUUCUCUAUUUCAUUUCAUGCUUCUUUGUGCUGCUGGCCAUGGCUGUCUACACUGGGAUGACAGUUAACUACUAUGGAAAACGCUAUGGGAAUUGGCGGUUCUCUUGGUCAUACAUAAUGGGUUGGGUUUCUGUGGCACUCACAUUCUUUUCAGGGAUGUUAUAUAUGUGUGCUUACCGGAUGCAUGAACCAAGAGGCCCCAUAUCACGCUAAUCCGUUCAGUCUGAAUGUGAACCAUCAUGUCAUCCCUGGUCCCUUCAUUUUAGACCUGGCAUUUAUUGUUUAUUUUAAAUUACAAAACACCAACUAAUAAAUGACUAAUAAACACGUUCA
This is a messenger RNA of Myxocyprinus asiaticus (Chinese sucker), 814 nucleotides long. RefSeq names its product lens fiber membrane intrinsic protein-like. The record is from RefSeq and is a predicted model, not a curated record. The coding region runs from base 176 to 694 and encodes 172 amino acids. Gene Ontology annotation, cellular component: plasma membrane. NCBI's taxonomy places the organism in Eukaryota, Metazoa, Chordata, Actinopteri, Cypriniformes, Catostomidae. The transcript has 5 exons. Gene Ontology annotation, molecular function: structural constituent of eye lens.